UGAAGCUAAGCUUUCUCCACAAGCUUUGCCUCCCCGCGAGGCUUGCCACUUGAGCUCUUGAUGUUCAUGUUUCCAAAUUAUUCGUUCGAAACUUCUGUGCCGUCAAGAAUUAUAGAAUCAAGUUCGCAAUGAGAAGAUCCACCAGAAGAUCUCUCAUUACUCCCGCUGAAGUUGAAGAGCCGGCGAGGAAUAUCAGUACCAGAUUCUCCUUGAAAUCGUACGUGAAGCGAGUUCAGCUGCUCACGGAUGACCAACGAUUAGCAAUAACAAAAAUGGGGUUUGGGAGUGUGUUGUUAUUUCCCAAUCAUCUGCUCAGCAAAAAUUUGUUAGCUGAGCUAAUGGAAAGAUGGGACUGUGAAAAGCAAGCGUUUAUUUUUCAUCUGGGUGAGAUUUCGAUGACUCUGUUGGAUGUGGCUCUGAUUUUGGGGUUAAGGGUAGUGGGGCGCCCUGUGCUCUUAAAAGACGACGAGCCUUUUUCCGAUUUGGAAGAGGAAUACGGGGCAACCACGUCAAACAGGAAGGUCACAGUGGCUUCACUUGAAAGCAGAUUGGAUUCUCUUGAAGACUCUGCUGGUGAUGAUUUCAUCAGGGCAUUUCUACUGUAUACAUUUGGAACUUUGCUUUUUCAGAGUUCAAAUGGAAAAGUAGAUUCCCGCUAUUUAUCCCUUCUCCGGAAAUUGGAUGAGGUUCGUCAAUUUGCCUGGGGAGCUGCUGUUAUCGAAGAUUUAUCCAAGUGGUUGGACAAGAGGAAAGAAAAUAACGUGCAAUAUGUGGGUGGUUGUCUCAUGUUUCUUCAAACAUGGUCUUAUGAGCAUUUUGACAUAGGCCGGCCUGGCAUGCAAGAACAUGAUUUCGCCUUUCCUCGUUUAUGUCGAUGGCAUAACAAUAAAUCUAAUCAAAGACAAUGGUUUGCUUCAAAGUUUAAAGAUCUGCAGGAUGACCAGGUAAUUUGGACGCUCCAACCUACUUCCCGAGAGUUGGAACUGGACAUAAUCAAAGAGGCAUUGGAGUUACAAGAUGACACUAAGAGGCUUGGAAGUGGACCAGACUGUCCAACAAGUACACCCAUCAGUGUUCCUGAUGUAGAUUCAGGACUACAACACAGCGCUUCUAAAUCUCAGGAAUUACAAAAAGAGCAGGAGGUCAAUUUUGAAAACCAAAUAGUGGAGGACACUACCACAGAGUUGAGCCCAUGUGAUAGAGUUCAUAGAGAUGUCAAUGUUGAAAACUUGAUAGUGGCGGACACUCCGACAAAGUUGAGUACAUGUGAUCGAGUUCAUAGAGAUGUCAAUGUUGAAAACUUGAUAGUGGAGGAUACACCCACAAAGAGCAGCACAUGUGAUGAAGUUGAUAGAGAGUUUGUAAACCUAGCAGAAGAGGAUAGCCCCACAGAGAACGUUUGUGAUCAAGUUUGCAGAGAGCAGGAGGUCAACCUUGAAAAGCUGAUUGUGGAGGACACUCCGACAAGGUUGCACAUUUGUGAUGAUGAUUUGAGGGAGAGACCUGUUAUGUCAGAAGACAAAUAUGCUGAAUUGAAGGAGGAAAUGGGCCGAUUGAGGGAGGAAAAUAGACUUCUUCAGUGGCAGGUUUCUUUAAAUUCGCAAUUUGAGGCACAGAACGCUGAGUUGAAGAAAGAGCUGGACAUCUUAAGGGAAGAAAACCAACGGUUAAGACUCUUAAUAAAUAAUUACGUGAUCCGAAUGGACAACCACAUUUUGUCUGCAGAAACAAUUGAAACUGAAUAAAACAUCACCUGUACUUUAUAUCGCAUUCCAUCUGCUGUAGACUUCAACCUUAAGCGCUUACCUUGAGGGUCAUAGUAACAGCUAUCAGGCCACCUCACUCAUGAUAUCCUCAAAGGCCGUGAUGUUGCCCUCGUGUCAGGCAAUUUCAGUUCUUUGCCAAGGCAUAAACUUUGCUUGGCUACGUGUAUAUAUAUUUGUUGCUACAAAACUGAAGAAUGUAAUAUAGGUUCAGCGGUGUAGACUGUAGACUUGAUCUUGAAGUUGCAAAGACGCUGCUCUCAAAUGAAGCCCUUGCAGGUAAAUCCAUAGGUGACAUUAUUUAUUUUCACCCUUGCUGUAUAUUUUUGGGCUGCUCCGUUUUACAAGCAGAUGGUAUUUGAGUCAAUAAUUAUUUGUUGUAGGUAUUAGUUGUCAUUACUUUAAGGCAUAGAAGUUCGCUAUUCUGUGAUGUUGCACGGAGAUUUCUUUAGUGCCAAUGUAUCUCUUCAUUUGCGUUAAGACCUGGUAGCAUAUUUCUUUAGUCCCCUUUUCUUUACUACCUCUGGACCUAUUUGUGAGAAACAAGUAGUAGUUAAAAUUUGAAUAAUUUUUUUCUUGUAAAUAGGCUUAGAGGUAGUAUGUUCUAACUUUUUUCAAACUCCUUGAAGGUUCAGGGAACUUGA
Molecule: messenger RNA, 2407 nt
Organism: Prosopis cineraria
Lineage: Eukaryota; Viridiplantae; Streptophyta; Magnoliopsida; Fabales; Fabaceae
Product: protein MAIN-LIKE 1-like
Exons: 7
Coding region: 129-1745 (538 amino acids)
Source: RefSeq, a predicted model, not a curated record